UAUUCUUUGAUAAAGUGGCGGGCAACCGCUCAAACAAACAAAAAAACCUAACGAACACUCUUUGCUGCGACUACAAGGGGAAGUUCGCCUUUACCACUGCGCGUUGAUCUUCCAAGAAAUCCCUAAAUGCAAUGCCACACUCGGAGGAGCAAGAUAAGGAAUGCGAGCUGCGACGGCUAGAGGAGUCCAUACAGGACCGUCCAGACGAUCCCUCCCUCCGCUUCGAACUCGGGGUGUUGCUGUGGGAACAAGAUGAGAAGGAAAAGGCCGCAGAGCAAUUCGUGGUUGCGGCGAAACUAAACCCCGAAAUUGAGAAGGGAGGGGCGUUUAGAUACUUGGGGCUUUAUUACGCCGGGCUCGAAUCACAGUCCCAUGCCCAGAGAGCUCUAAAGUGCUUGCAGAAAGCUGUGUCUCUCAAUCCUGAUGACUCCGUUUCCGGGGAAGCUCUGUGUGAUUUGUUGGACCAGCAAGGGAUAGAGACAUUGGAGGUGGCAGCGUGCAGGGAGGCAUCGCAGAAGUCACCCAGGGCUUUUUGGGCUUUUCAGAGGCUUGGCUACCUGCAGCUCCAUCAGAAUAAGUGCUCUGAAGCCGUGCACAGUCUUCAACAUGCCAUCCGCGGAUAUCCUACCUCUCCAGUUCUGUGGGAGGCUCUUGGCCUUGCCUACCAGCGACUUGGCAGGUUCACUGCUGCUCUCAAGUCGUAUGGAAGAGCCAUUGAAUUGGAGGGUACAAGAAUCUUUGCUUUGAUCGAAAGCGGAAACAUCUAUCUGAUGCUUGGUUCCUAUAAAAAGGGAGUUGAGGCAUUUCAGCAAGCUUUGGAGUUCUCUCCCAAAAGUGUCUCUGCACACUAUGGACUUUCUUCGGGGCUGCUUGGUUUGGCUAAGGAAUGUAUUAAUCUGGGAGCAUUUAGAUGGGGAGCUACAGUUUUAGAGGAGGCAUCUAAAGUUGCCUGGACGAGUACUCAUUUAGCUGGAAAUAUGUCGUCUAUUUGGAAGCUGCAUGGUGAUAUACUGCUUACUUAUGCAAAAUGUUAUCCCUGGAUGGAGGAGGACCGUGGUUUAGAAUUUGAUGUUGGUGCUUUCAAUAAUUCCAUCCUCUCCUGGAAGCAUACCUGCUGUGUGGCUGCAAAAACUGCCAGGUGCUCUUAUCAGCGAGCUUUGCACUUAGCCCCAUGGCAAGCUAAUGCAUACUCCGACAUUGCAGUAACUUCAAAUUUCAUAUACUCUUUAGAUAACAGUUCUGGACAUGACUCAAGUUCUUGGCAGCCAUCGGAGAAGAUGGCUUUGGGGGCCUUGUUACUUGAGGGUGAUAAUUCUGAGUUUUGGGUAGGAUUAGGAUGCUUGUCUAAUCACAAUGCACUGAAACAACAUGCUCUAAUCAGGGGAUUGCAAUUGAAUGUAUCACUAGCUGUUGCAUGGGCCUUCUUAGGGAAGUUGUACAGAAAACAAGGUGAGAAGCAAUUUGCGAGACAAGCAUUUGAUUGUGCUAGAAGUAUAGAUCCUUCUCUUGCUUUGCCAUGGGCUGGCAUGUCGGCUGAUUCUCAUUCUAGGGAGUCUGCAGUAGAUGAAGCUUAUGAGAGCUGCUUACGAGCUGUGCAAAUAUUUCCUCUUGCUGAAUUCCAAAUUGGUCUUGCAAAGCUUGCUCUUGUUUCAGGGCAUCUUUCAUCCUCACAGGUCUUUGGAGCCAUCAAGCAAGCCAUGCAACGUGCACCUCACUAUCCUGAAUGCCAUAAUUUAAAUGGGCUAGUCUCUGAGGCACAGUCCAAUUAUCAGUCUGCUGCUGUUUCUUAUAGACUAGCACGCUGUGCAAUCACUAAUUUGUCAGGCAGUGAUACAAAAUCUCAAAUGAAGGAUAUAACAGUCAAUUUGGCCCGAGCACUUUGUAAGGCAGGGAAUGCUCUAGAUGCUUUGCAGGAAUGUGAGCUUUUGAAGAAAGAAGGGUUACUUGAUGCGGAAUCCUCGCAAAUAUAUGCUUUCUCCUUAUGGCAACUUGGUCAGACUGACCUGGCCCUUACUGUGGCAAGAAAUCUUGCUGAGUGUGUCUCUGCAAUGGAACAAGCAUCUGCAGCUGCCGCUGUUAUUCUUUUCUCUAGAUUCCUAUAUUAUAUUUCUGGACUGGAUUCAACAAUCAAUAACAUUCUCCAGAUGCCAAAGCAACGGUUUCAGAGUUCUAAGUUCAGUUUGAUAGUAUCUGCUAUUCAUGCUCUAGAUCAAAGAAAUCGACUUAAGCCCGUUGGUUCAAGCAUCCGUAACAAUCUGAAAACGCCUGAAGAGAUAACUGAAAUGUUCUUUUUAUUAGCGCUUGGUACACUAGUGAAGCAUGGAUCAGAAUACCGUCUUGGAUAUCAAAAAGGAAUCGAUCACAUUAGAAAGUCUCUUCACAUGUAUCCUAACAGUAGUUUGUUAAGGAAUCUUCUUGGUUAUCUUUUGCUGUCAAGUGAAGAAUGGAAGAAUACCCACAUGGCAACUAGGUGUUGCAGCAUAGGCACUGAUCCAAUUAAAGGCGGUUUUAAAAUGGCAUAUGAAAUACUUGGUGCUGGAGCAGUCGCUUGCUAUGCUGUAGGCAAUAGCAAUCCUAAGUUCUCUUACCCAACAUGCUCAUACCAGUGCCUGAACGAACCUCAAACCAUACAACAUCUGCAGAAAUGUUUACGUCAAGAACCAUGGAACCAGAAUGUAAGGUAUUUGCUUGUUCUCAAUCUGGUGCAGAAGGCACGUGAAGAGAGAUUUCCUCGUCAUCUUUGUAUUAUACUCAGGCGGUUGAUAAUUGUAGCCCUUUCCGAUGAACUUUAUCAUAAGCCAGGGAUUGCUUUUAGAUAUAUGAAAUUCCAGCUUCUACUUUGCGCUUCAGAGAUCUGUUUGCAUGACGGUUAUCUGAUUGACUGCAUCAACCAUGCCAACGAUGCUUCAAUGAUUAGACUUCCUGAUGCUUAUCUUUUCUUUGCACACUUGCUAUUAUGUCGUGCUUAUGCCUCAGAAGGUGAUGCAGUAAACCUUAAUAGAGAGUAUAUACGAUGCUUGGAGCUCAGUACAGAUUAUAAUAUUGGUUGGUUGUGUCUGAAGUUCAUUGAAUCUCAUUAUGAAUUGAAAACUGGUUUGGAUACUUUGGAGUUGAGCUUCAAAGAGUGCUCAAAGGAAAUGAUGAAUUCAUCGAAUAUGUGGAUGGCUCUAUUCAAUCUGGUUCAAGGUUUGAUGUCUUUAUCCAGCCAGGAUACCUCUUCCGCAGAAGGGUUUCUUUCACAAGCUUGUUCUUUAGCUGGUGCUGAGAGCACUCUCCUGCUUUGUCAUGGUGCCACCUGUAUGGAGCUUUCACGCCUGGGCUAUGAUUCGCAGUUCUUAUCACUUGCUGUAAGGAGUCUCACUAAAGCUCAAGAAGCUUCUCUCAUUCCCUUACCAAUUGUCUCAGCAUUGCUAGCUCAAGCAGAAGGAAGCCUUGGUUCAAGAGAGAAGUGGGAGACGAACCUUCAUCUUGAAUGGCCUACUUGGCCACCAGAAAUGAGACCUGCAGAACUGUUCUUCCAGAUGCACUUACUUGCAAAACAGUCAAAAGCUAGUACAGACACUUCCAGUAUUGAGUUCUGUCAGAGUCCACAGGGAUGGGUUCUUCGAGCAAUCCAUACAAACCCUUCUUGUAUGAGAUAUUGGAAAGCUUUGCAGAAGCUUGUGGAAUGAGUUGCUAAUCGAGAAGAUGGGGCAUGUUUUUCACAUCAUGCAUUAUACAAAGUAUGCUUCCUUCUUCAGUGUAGCGUUGCUAUUUAAUAUUUCCGAAGCUAAUUUAAUCUUCCUUGUGUACCAUAUGGAGACCCGCCUACAUCUUACGUGUUCCCUAGAUUUUCCAACUUGUAGAUUAUGCCAUCAAUGCUGACCCGUGUUGUAUGUAGUGCCAGAAAGUUAGGUCAAGUCAUUACAGAAAUAGCAGCCUUUUGUACAUCAAAAUAGAUAUGGGAAAUAUAUUGUAUCACUCUGCUCUGCAAGUAUUCCUGUUUUAAUGAUUUAUAUCUUGUA
This is a messenger RNA of Rosa chinensis, 4004 nucleotides long. Its product is annotated as tetratricopeptide repeat protein SKI3. Gene Ontology annotation, molecular function: protein binding. The transcript is spliced from 20 exons. Gene Ontology annotation, cellular component: Ski complex. Lineage: Eukaryota; Viridiplantae; Streptophyta; Magnoliopsida; Rosales; Rosaceae. The record is from RefSeq and is a predicted model, not a curated record. The coding region runs from base 132 to 3671 and encodes 1179 amino acids.